Colletotrichum scovillei is the source of this 270-nucleotide messenger RNA. RefSeq lists its product as uncharacterized. Bases 1 to 270 code for a protein of 89 amino acids. The record is from RefSeq and is a predicted model, not a curated record. The transcript has a single exon. NCBI's taxonomy places the organism in Eukaryota, Fungi, Ascomycota, Sordariomycetes, Glomerellales, Glomerellaceae.
AUGCCUUCGACGAGCUCGCGCCCCUCCAAGAUCCACUACAGCUCCUCCUCAUCCUCCGACUCCGACCUCUCCUCGGCAUCCUCAUCCUACAGACACAGCAUGGACUCCAUCUCCAGGCCCGUGGCCUCCGUCGAGGUCCUUCGCUGCCUGCGCUGUGCGAGGUCCGUCGAGGCCACCUCCACCGACGACUCCAGCUCAACGGGAAUGGUCCGCAUCGCUCACAACCUCUACUACUGCGAACGCUGCGCAAAGAUGGUCGGCUACAAAUGA